Messenger RNA from Morus notabilis, 3914 nucleotides. Its product is annotated as ubiquitin carboxyl-terminal hydrolase 12. The record is from RefSeq and is a predicted model, not a curated record. Gene Ontology annotation, molecular function: protein binding; cysteine-type endopeptidase activity; cysteine-type deubiquitinase activity. Gene Ontology annotation, biological process: protein deubiquitination; regulation of protein stability. The transcript is spliced from 32 exons. NCBI's taxonomy places the organism in Eukaryota, Viridiplantae, Streptophyta, Magnoliopsida, Rosales, Moraceae. The coding region runs from base 187 to 3549 and encodes 1120 amino acids. Gene Ontology annotation, cellular component: nucleus; cytosol.
CGCUUUUUUCGGAGCCAGUUUUUUUUUUUCUUUUCCCCCUUCGGGAGUGUUGCUGUUACCUCCUUUUUCUUGCAAAGCCUCACUUUGGCUUCUCUCUUCUUUCUCUCUCUUGUUUCUCUCUCCUUCAAAUAUUCAUCGUCUUCGCGUCUCGGAUUCGUCGAUCGGAGGAACCUAAUCUCUCCAUCAAUGACUAUGAUGACUCCUCCGCCGUUGGAUCAACAAGAGGAUGAGGAGAUGCUCGUGCCGCAUUCGGAUUUGGUCGAGGGUCCUCAGCCAAUGGAAGCUCAAGUGGAGCCCGCUAGUACGGUGGAGAAUCAAACGGUGGAGAAUCAGCAAGUGGAGGAUCCUCCGACAAUGAAAUUCACUUGGACAAUUGAGAACUUUUCUAGGCUGAACACGAAGAAGCACUAUUCCGACGUUUUCGUUGUUGGCGGUUACAAGUGGCGAAUUCUAAUCUUUCCCAAGGGCAAUAACGUGGACUACUUGUCAAUGUAUUUGGAUGUGGCGGAUUCUGGGAAUUUGCCAUAUGGAUGGAGUAGAUAUGCGCAGUUCAGCUUGGGUGUGGUUCAUCAGAUUCAUAACAAGUACUCAAUUAGAAAGGACACACAGCACCAGUUUAAUGCAAGAGAAAGUGACUGGGGUUUCACAUCGUUCAUGCCUCUAAGUGAACUGUAUGAUCCCACUAGGGGGUAUCUAUUGAAUGACACUUGUGUGGUUGAAGCUGAAGUAGCUGUCCGUAAGGUUCUUGAUUACUGGUCCUAUGACUCAAAGAAGGAAACUGGUUAUGUUGGGCUCAAGAAUCAGGGAGCUACCUGUUACAUGAAUUCUCUGCUCCAGACACUGUACCAUAUUCCUUACUUCAGAAAGGCUGUGUAUCAUAUGCCUACGACUGAAAAUGACAUGCCUUCAGGAAGUAUUCCAUUGGCGCUACAGAGUUUGUUCUAUAAACUUCAAUACAAUGAUAGCAGUGUUGCAACCAAAGAGUUAACCAAGUCUUUUGGUUGGGAUACAUAUGAUUCUUUUAUGCAACAUGAUGUCCAAGAACUUAAUAGAGUGCUGUCUGAAAAGCUUGAAGACAAGAUGAAGGGAACUGUUGUGGAGGGGACGAUACAACAGUUAUUUGAGGGACAUCACAUGAAUUACAUUGAAUGCAUCAAUGUGGACUACAAAUCUACAAGAAAGGAAUCAUUUUAUGACCUCCAACUUGAUGUUAAAGGCUGUCGGGAUGUUUAUGCCUCUUUUGACAAGUAUGUGGAAGUUGAACGUCUUGAAGGUGAUAACAAGUACCAUGCCGAAGAACAUGGUUUGCAGGAUGCUAAGAAGGGUGUUUUGUUUAUUGACUUCCCACCAGUCCUUCAACUUCAGUUAAAGCGGUUUGAAUAUGAUUUUAUGCGGGACACAAUGGUCAAGAUAAACGAUCGCUAUGAGUUUCCUCUUCAGCUUGAUCUUGACAGGGAGAAUGGAAAAUAUUUAUCACCUGAAGCAGAUAGAAGUGUCCGCAACCUUUAUACGCUUCAUAGUGUUUUGGUUCAUAGCGGUGGGGUCCAUGGUGGACAUUAUUAUGCUUUUAUCAGGCCGACCCUCUCUGAACAGUGGUACAAAUUUGACGAUGAACGUGUGACUAAAGAGGAUGUGAAAAGGGCACUUGAAGAGCAGUAUGGUGGUGAGGAGGAGUUGCCGCAGACCAAUCCAGGCUUUAAUAAUACUCCCUUUAAAUUUACAAAAUACUCUAAUGCAUACAUGCUUGUGUAUAUAAGGGAAAGUGACAAGGAUAAAAUAAUUUGCAAUGUUGAUGAGAAGGACAUAGCUGAGCACUUAAGGUUAAGAUUGAAGAAGGAACAAGAACUGAAAGAGGACAAGAAAAGAUAUAAGGCACAAGCCCACCUUUUCACUAUUAUAAAGGUUGCACGAGAUGAGGACCUUGCUGAACAGAUUGGGAAGGAUAUAUAUUUUGACCUUGUAGAUCAUGACAAAGUUCGUAGUUUCCGCAUACAGAAACAGACACCCUUUAAUGUUUUCAAGGAAGAGGUCGCAAAAGAGUUUGGAAUACCUGUUCAAUUUCAACGCUUCUGGAUUUGGGCAAAACGGCAAAAUCAUACAUACCGCCCUAAUAGACCUUUGACACCACAGGAGGAAACACAAUCGGUUGGACAGUUGAGAGAGUUCUCAAAUAAGACACAUAAUGCGGAGCUAAAAUUGUUUUUGGAAGUAGAGUUGGGACUGGAUUUACAUUCUAUUGCUCCACCUGACAAAACAAAGGAAGACAUUCUGCUAUUUUUUAAGCUUUAUGAUCCUGAGAAAAAGGAGCUACGAUAUGUUGGCAGGCUUUUUGUGAAGGGUACUGCCAAGCCGAUAGAAAUUUUGGAAAAACUUAAUCAAAGGGCUGGCUUUGCUCCUGAUGAAGAAAUUGAACUUUAUGAGGAAAUAAAAUUUGAGCCUUGUGUCAUGUGUGAACACCUUGAUAAGAGGGCCUCUUUCCGGUUGAGUCAGAUUGAAGAUGGGGACAUUAUUUGCUUCCAGAAAGCUGCUCCACUUGAAACUGAAGAAGAAUGCAAGUACCCAGAUGUUCCUUUGUUUUUAGAAUAUGUCCACAAUCGACAGAUUGUUCACUUUCGAGCAUUGGAGAGACCAAAGGAGGACGAUUUUUGUUUAGAGUUAUCAAAAAUACAUAGUUAUGAUGAAGUGGUGGAGAGAGUCGCUCGCAGAAUUGGUUUGGAUGAUCCAUCUAAAAUCAGGCUCACUGCUCAUAACUGUUAUUCUCAGCAACCGAAGCCCCAACCUAUCAAAUUUCGAGGAGUAGAACAUUUAUCGGAUAUGCUAGUCCAUUACAAUCAAACCUCUGAUAUCUUAUACUAUGAAGUUUUGGACAUCCCCCUUCCAGAAUUACAAGGUCUAAAGAACCUGAAAGUUGCUUUUCAUCAUGCAACAAAAGAUGAGGUGGUGAUUCACAAUAUCAGAUUGCCAAAACAGAGCACUGUUGGAGAUGUGAUCAAUGUACUUAAAACGAAGGUAGAGUUGUCUCGUCCAGAUGCAGAACUCAGACUGCUUGAAGUUUUCUAUCACAAGAUCUACAAGAUCUUUCCUCACACUGAAAAGAUCGAGAAUAUAAAUGAUCAGUACUGGACUUUGCGAGCGGAGGAGAUUCCAGAAGAAGAGAAAAACCUGGGUCCCCAUGAUCGCUUGAUUCAUGUAUACCACUUCACGAAGGAGACUGCGCAGAACCAGAUGCAAGUGCAAAAUUUCGGAGAACCCUUCUUCUUGGUGAUCCGUGAAGGUGAGACUUUAGCUGAAGUUAAAGUGCGUAUACAAAAGAAGUUGCAGGUUCUGGAUGAUGAGUUCGCUAAGUGGAAGUUUGCAUUCUUAUCUCUGGGACGUCCAGAGUACCUGCAGGACUCCGAUAUUGUUUCCAGUCGUUUUCAGAGAAGAGAUGUCUAUGGUGCAUGGGAACAGUACCUCGGGUUGGAGCACUCUGAUAAUGCACCUAAGAGGGCUUAUGCAGUAAAUCAGAACCGUCACACAUUUGAGAAGCCUGUUAAAAUAUAUAACUAAGUUAACUGCUGAUGACCACCUACUUGGCUCGUUAGCUUGUACCUAGCAGUCUUCGUGGAAACAGAGACAAUUUAAUGUGGAAAGUCGGAAAUGUCAAGGAUGAGAACCAAGUAGAGCAUUCAAAGGAGAUCAUGAAGCACUCACAUUUUAGGUGAUUUGGCUAGGCAUUCAAUUGUUGGCUUGUAGGUUGAUUUUUCUUCUCCGUUUUCUGCUUUGAUGCUUGUGGGGGGAAAAAAAGGAAAGGAGAGACCAUCUCCUGGAUGUGUAUCCUAUUUGUUAUUGUUACUCCCUGCUUGAGUUCCGGUCUAUUUUCUUUUUGUUUUUUGUUUUUUGUUUUUUUUUUUGUCCUUUUUUUUUUGUUUUUU